UUUGAAGUGAAGAAAAAAAAAUGGGGGACAAGAGGAAGAAGACGUUCAUGUUCAUCCGUCUUGUGUCAGCUGCUGGAACUGGAUUCUUCUAUGUGAAGAGGAAGAGUACCAAGGGACUUCUUGAGAAGCUCGAGUUCCGUAAAUACGAUCCUCGAGUCAACCGUCAUGUCCUAUUCACUGAGCAGAAGAUGAAGUGACAGGGAAAAAAAACUCUACAUUCCAAUAGUAGUUUUACUUCUUAUCAAAUCAAAUAACUUGUCAGGUUUUCGUAAGUUUCAUGUUCUCAGGGUUUAUAAAAAAACCAAAAGACUCUAUCAUCAAAAUCUUGCUGUCAAAGAAUGACUAAUUGACACAAACUAUAUAGAAUAAUUUAUAUAAAUCAUCAUAUCUAUGUUAUUAUUUAUCA
This is a messenger RNA of Camelina sativa (false flax), 406 nucleotides long. RefSeq lists its product as uncharacterized. Gene Ontology annotation, cellular component: large ribosomal subunit; ribosome. Gene Ontology annotation, molecular function: structural constituent of ribosome. Gene Ontology annotation, biological process: translation. The record is from RefSeq and is a predicted model, not a curated record. Lineage: Eukaryota; Viridiplantae; Streptophyta; Magnoliopsida; Brassicales; Brassicaceae.